Microthlaspi erraticum is the source of this 723-nucleotide messenger RNA. Lineage: Eukaryota; Viridiplantae; Streptophyta; Magnoliopsida; Brassicales; Brassicaceae. The record is from the annotation of a GenBank genome assembly.
AUGUCACCAAGGUGGAAGUGGAAAGGUGCUGAAGCAAAGGCGCUUGCAGAACCGAUUUCGAAAACAGUCUCGAUUCUCCAAUCUUCUUUGACCCGAACCGAGGCAUCCGGUUUGCUCUCGAAUCACAACGUCCUUCUCUCCGUUGAGGCAGAGCAAGCUGAGCUUUUGGACCGUUCUUGUUUCGGUAGGCCCGUCGUUGCUUGUGCCGAGAAAGAAGACAAGAGAUGGAUCCAACUAACUUUCGAAGAAGCUUUCUUCUUGUUCUACAAUCUAAACUGCAUCAAGAUUUCCCUCCAUGGUCGUCGCUUAGAGAACGAGGUAGAGUUAUGGCGAUUCGUAAGAUCUAUUAAGCCAAACUUUGCUACGUCUUACAAGGCUUACUCGCACCUACGGCUAAAGAACUGGAUUGUGAGACCAGGGUUACAAUAUGGAGUUGAUUUCGUGGUGUAUCGACACCAUCCGUCUCUUGUCCACUCUGAAUUCGCGGUUCUGGUUAAGUCCGUUGACGGGAAUGACCGGUUAAGAGUCUGGUCCGAUUCCCAUUGCAGUGUUCGGCUAACCGGAAGCGUCGCGAAAACUCUAUUGGUUCUUUACAUCAAUGGAGAAGAAGUAAACAGAGAGGAUAUGAAUCUACCUUUGUGUUUAGAAGACUACACGGUGGAAGAGGUUACAGUGCGUAGAUGGAGCCCAGAACUUAACCGUGAACAUGAUUUAAGCUUAUGA